This is a messenger RNA of Auxenochlorella protothecoides, 1299 nucleotides long. RefSeq names its product Cortactin-binding protein 2. The record is from RefSeq and is a predicted model, not a curated record. Gene Ontology annotation, molecular function: protein binding. Lineage: Eukaryota; Viridiplantae; Chlorophyta; Trebouxiophyceae; Chlorellales; Chlorellaceae. The transcript has 8 exons. Bases 1 to 1299 code for a protein of 432 amino acids.
AUGUACUACGCCCCCUCUCCCCUGGAGCCCACCCCCCUGCACCGCGCAGCCCAGAGCGGGGAUGUGACGCUGCUCACGCAGCUCCUCAGCCAUGAGGAUGCGGACCUGCUGGCCAGGGACUUGGAGGGGCGCACCCCCUUACACCACGCCGUCAUGCGGGGCCACCUGGAGUGCGUGGACUUGCUCCUGAGCGCCGGCCCCCAGGUGCUGCUGGCCCGCGACUUCCUCUCCUGCACACCACUCCACCUGGCGGCAGUGGCCAACGGCGCAGCCCUUGUCCUGCGCAUGGCGGACGCGCUGGCGCGCGACGCGGCGGGCCGCACGCCCAUGCACGCCAUGGCGGCACGCGGCUGCAUGCAGGACCUGCUGGGCUACCUGCACCUGGGCUGGGAGAGUGCCGCGCUGGCCGUCGGCGCCGAGCGGGGGACCGGGGCCGGGUGGACCCCGCUGCACCACGCGGCGGCGUACGGCCACGUGGACGCGCUGCGCGCACUGGAGGCGGCGGCCGCGGCGGCCAAGAAGAGCAAGAAGAAGAAGCGCAGGGUCGCCAAGAAGCCCAUGACGCCUGGGACCAGCGAGGCGGAGCUCGGCGCCGGGGACGAUGCGGCGAAGGAAGACCCGCACGCCGGCGAGGGGGGGGAUGGCCGCGACCGAGGGCCAGAGCCUGGCGACGAGCCGGGCGCUGCGCUGCACGGCGAGGCGCCUGGGACGGCCGCGGGUCUGGGUGCCGCCAGAGCACCGCCUCCCAGACGUGCCGACGCGACCGCCGACGGCCACGCCAGCCGGGAGCCGGCAGUCGACGACGCCGCCAUCCUGGAGGCGUCCGUGGCGGGGGUGUCGUGCAAGUACGGCAAGAAGGUGCGGCGCAAGCUGCAGGGGGCCCGAGCAGCGCCGGCGUCCAGAGCAGCCUCCGUGAUCGCCUCGCCGGGCUCCAAGCCCGGCAAGCCGGCGACGAAGCGGCGCGACGCGCCGCCCAGACGCGACGCGGCGAGCGUGGCCGCGCCCAAGGCUACGUUGCCGGCCGGCGCCGGGGCCGACGUGGGCCUGGCCUCGCGCUUCGCCGACCUCGACAUUGGCGCGGUGCAGGCAGCGGGCUACGCGGCCUACGCGGCCGCGCCCGGCCAGGCGGACUAUGAGGUGCAGGACCCGGCGGAGGUGCUGCCUGCGGACCUGCUGGGCGAGAUUGAGGGCCUGGUGGGGCCGGGGGCUCCGCGGCACGAGCGCCACGUGACCCACGGCGCCGUGCCGGGGCUCUACGCCGGGGCGGGAGGGCCAUUCCCCUCCAGCCUGUGGCAGUGA